Gracilinanus agilis (Agile Gracile Mouse Opossum) is the source of this 594-nucleotide messenger RNA. Its product is annotated as olfactory receptor 1361-like. Gene Ontology annotation, biological process: G protein-coupled receptor signaling pathway. The transcript has a single exon. Gene Ontology annotation, cellular component: membrane. Gene Ontology annotation, molecular function: G protein-coupled receptor activity; olfactory receptor activity. The annotation marks the transcript as partial. NCBI's taxonomy places the organism in Eukaryota, Metazoa, Chordata, Mammalia, Didelphimorphia, Didelphidae. The record is from RefSeq and is a predicted model, not a curated record.
AUGGAUACUAGGAACUGGACAGAAGUGACUGAAUUCCUCCUCCUGGGGCUAUCUGACCGUCCAGAGAUGCAGCCAAUCAUCUUUGGAGUCAUCCUUUCCAUGUACCUGGUGGCAGUGACAGGCAAUACCAUGUUAAUCAUUGUUGCCUCUACAGACUCUAAACUACAGACACCCAUGUAUUUCCUGCUCAGACAGCUCUCCUUCAUUGAUGUUUUACUGACCACUGUUGUUGUCCCCCAGAUGCUAGUGCACACAGUGACAGGACUCAAGACCAUCCCCUUUGAGAACUGCAUUGUCCAGCUUUUCUUCUUUAUGGUUAUAGGCAGCAUGGAGGGUCACCUGUUGGCUGCCAUGGCAUAUGAUCGCUAUGUGGCCAUCUGUAAACCACUGCAAUAUUAUGCCAUCGUCACCCGCAGCCUCUGUCUCCGCAUCACCCUGACCUCGUGGGUGGUGGUCAGCCUCAACAGUCUCCUCUAUAGCGUGCUGGCUGCCCGACUAACUUUCUGUGGCAACCAGGUUACACAUUUUUUCUGUGACAUCACACCAUUGCUCAAGCUCUCUUGUACUCGACCAGUGCUCAAUGAGAUGCUGAUC